AUGGACGAAUACUACAUUGAAGAUUGGGAAGAGGACCGCCCCCUCUCAAGAAGUCGUUCUGCUCGUUGGUCCCGUACACCUCGUACACCUCGCGCCCUCUCUCCACAAAAGCCGGUAGAUGAGAGACUCCUGCGCACCGAGAAGACCCGCAGAUCCCUCAGACCUGUGAGCGCGCGUGCCCAGCCACGUUCCGCCUGCUCAAGACGCUCUUCAAUUACGCAGCGCCCAGCGUUUACUGUUUAUUGA
Molecule: messenger RNA, 246 nt
Organism: Pieris macdunnoughi
Lineage: Eukaryota; Metazoa; Arthropoda; Insecta; Lepidoptera; Pieridae
Source: the annotation of a GenBank genome assembly